Molecule: messenger RNA, 5206 nt
Organism: Mizuhopecten yessoensis (Yesso scallop)
Lineage: Eukaryota; Metazoa; Mollusca; Bivalvia; Pectinida; Pectinidae
Product: extracellular sulfatase Sulf-2-like
Exons: 20
Coding region: 675-3359 (894 amino acids)
Molecular function (GO): glycosaminoglycan binding; N-acetylglucosamine-6-sulfatase activity
Source: RefSeq, a predicted model, not a curated record
GUGUGUGCUCCUGAUCUACCACAUGGAGGGGUGUGAAUGCUCACCUAGAUAUGUAGGCCAGAUUACCUCACAGCUCUAACAUUGUUUUAUUUUCAUCAAAAUCAAACAUGAUGUUUUUCUCAUGAAAGUGUAUAUGGACCUCUGUUAAGUGCUGUCGACUGUCUAGUUGUAUAUAAGAGGGAGCACAGCUUUCCUGUGAGCACAUGUAGCAUACAUUUAUACUGGACUGGACUGUAAACGUAUUGCGUCCUAUCCUGAAGCAAGUGUUUUCAUGGAAUUCUGGAAAACCGUUAUAUAGUUACCGUAUUCCUGGAGUUUAAACCACAAUCCUGUUUUCCCCCGACACUUUCCUUCCGUGAUGAUCGAGAGUUGAUGUGAGUUUAUGGAUCUAAUGCAUUGACAUGAAACUGAAGGAGAUAAACAAAACCUUGAACAUUUCUCAGAGACAUUACCUGUGGUCGUGACCUGACGAUUACCUGUAGAUUACUUCUGAAUUACCUGUGGUAGUUACCGGUGAAUUACCUGUUGUCCUGACCAGUGGAUUACCUGUGGUCGUGACGAGUGGAUUACCUGUUUACUGAAUCAUAAGAAGGGUCCAAUCCUUUUUGCAGUUUAUUGGAAGAUGGUGAACUAAGAAAGGUGCUGAACAUUGAUUACUGAGGAAGCUGAUCAGGAUGACAUCCACGAUACACGUAUCCUACCUGUUGUUAAUCGUCGGUAUUCUAGCUUGGUGUGCGACAGCAUGGGUUGAUUCUACACCUCGUCGACCGAACCGGAGGAAGAACAAACAGACCAAACCAAACAUUAUAGUGAUCAUGACUGACGACCAGGACAUACUUCUGGGGUCAAUGGAGGUCAUGCCUAAGACCUUAAGAAUUAUGCGUGACCAGGGCCUAGAAUUCAACAAUUCCUUUGUGUCCUCGCCGAUGUGUUGCCCUUCGCGGUCAUCGUUCCUCACAGGACUGUAUCCUCACAAUCACAAUGUGUACACUAACAAUGAGAAUUGUUCCGGGGACUACUGGAUACAGAACCAUGAACCGAACACCUUCGCCACCUACCUCAACAAUGCAGGAUAUCGUACAGGCUAUUUUGGUAAAUACCUGAACAAAUAUAACGGUUCCUAUAUACCCCCUGGUUGGCGGGAGUGGGUCGGACUGGUCCGCAACUCUCGUUUCUAUAACUACUCCAUCAACUUCAAUGGGAACAAAAUGGAACACGGUGACAAUUACUACGGUGACUACCUAACAGAUCUCAUUGCCAACGACAGUGUGACCUUCCUAAAACAGAGCAAGGAGUACUUCAAACGCAGGCCCGUACUUAUGGUCCUCAGUACUCCCGCUCCACAUGGUCCAGAAGACUCUGCCCCACAGUACCAGCAUCUCUUCUACAACAACACCUUACACAGGACACCGACCUGGAACAUGGCCCCAAACCUCGACAAACAAUACCUGUUAAAGAUAACCAAGCAGAUGGAGCCCAUACACCAGAAAUUUACUGACGUGUUACAACAGAAACGACUUCAGACGCUUCAGUCUGUGGAUGACCUGGUGGAAAAGGUAUAUACCGAGCUGUGGAUGCUGGGAGAACUGGACAACACCUACAUCAUCUACACCUCUGACCACGGCUACCACCUUGGUCAGUACGGGGUCAUCAAGGGCAAGGGUUUGCCGUAUGACUUUGACAUCAGGGUUCCCCUGUACAUCCGAGGGCCAGGGAUCAAACCCAGAUCCAGGGUAUCCAAUGUGGUGAUGAAUGUUGACCUGGCACCCACCAUCCUGGACAUGGCCGGAGUACCAAUCCCCGAUCACAUGGAUGGACGGUCCAUCCUUAAACUCAUCAAGUCCUACAAAGACUCCACAAGUGUGGACGAUAAAGAAUUUGUCCAGAUGAAGAAACCUUGGCGGGACACAGUCUUACUGGAGAGAGGGAAAAUCACCAAGAACAAACAGAAGAUCCUGAUGAAGGAGCAGAACCAGCUGUUCCUGGACAACCUCAGUAACAUGGACAAUAUCCCUCCACAGAUACUGCAGUAUGCCACGCGCAAACAGCGACGCAUCCUAAAACAGUGCUCCAAGUCUAAGAACAAGCCACCAUGUAAAGUAGGACAGAGAUACCAAUGUAUCCAGGAGCCAGGACGUAAGUUACCAAGGUUACAGAAGUGUCGCUCCAAAGAUUUGGCGUUGGGUCAGAAUGUCCAGGGGGAUAGUCCCUAUCCCACAAUGCAGCAGAAACCCUGCAGAUGUCCUCCAAUGAUGAAUGCACAGGAACGCCGAAACCAAGAGCAAUUUCUACUGAAUCAUGUCAAUAAAGACUUUAAACCCAAAUUCAUCAGCAGACGAAAACGACAGCUGCCCUAUGACCUGGUGGACGACCCAUUUUCUGAUGACUUCAAUGAACAGUACCCACAGAUGGAGCUGUUUGAGCCUCGUUGUCGGGAGCUACCCAACAACACGAUAAUGUGUGACCAGGAGCUGUAUAACAAUGUGGACGCCUGGAAGAACCACAAGGGCCAACUGGACGAGAUGAUACAGGAGUACAGAAAGAUGCUGGAGGACCUGAGGACAUAUCGGCGACACCUGAAAACUACGAAGCCUAAAGACUCGUACCUGUCUCAGUUUGGUGAUGAUGAGAGUGGGCCCGGUUACCUCGACAACACAGAUGGGUACUUAUCACCUGACCUAACCGACCCAGAUUGUGACUGUGAUGACAAUCUUCCGGGCACAAUUCAAGAAAAAAGACAGCGCAGGAAAGAUAAAAGGAAAGAGCGAAAAAGAAGAAAAUUCAGAAAAAGGAGGAAAAACAAAGAUUGCAAUAAACCUGACAUGAAUUGCUUCACCCAUGACCAUACACAUUGGAGGACGCCACCCCUGUGGGAUUCAGCAAAGUGGAAUCUACCGCCGGAUGAAAAAAUCCGCCGCAAGAAUCAUCCUGCCUGCAAACGGGGAGAAAUGGAAUGUGGUCUCAUGGACAACUCCCAUUGGAGAACUCCUCCCAUCUGGACCAAUGGGCCAUUUUGCUACUGUACAAACUCCAAUAACAACACCUACUGGUGUCUGAGGACGGUGAACCAGACACACGACCUGCUGUAUUGUGAGUUCAUCAACAACUUCAUUAGUUACUACGACCUGUUAACCGACCCUUUCCAGGAAGUGAACACUAUACACCAGGUGAACUACGGCGUGUUACAGCAGCUCCACGACCAGCUCAACGAAAUGAGGGCAUGCAAAGGACACAGAGAAUGUGACAAGGCCGGCACAUUGAAAGAAAGAAGAAAUCGGGACAACUUUGAUGACGAUGACGACUUCAACGACGAGGAACUCAAUGACUACAUAGACAAUGGGAACACAGAUUUUAGCUGAUCGUAACUGUUAACCCUUUCACCCCUUUAUAACUUAAGUAAACUCUACCAUGCAUUGAUCUGGAUGAGUCCAUUGUGGUCUACAGUGGUGAAAUGGUUAAAUAGUAAUUUCAUGUGUGAAUGGUUUGUCCAUCAGUACAGAGUGGAGGUAAACUCUCAAAAUGUUUGUGAUGAAAGGUAAACAAAUUGUGAUUGAUGGGACAGUUUUAGAUAUUACAAACCUUCUAUGAAUUUCUGAGAAAGAGGACUCGGUGACAAUGGAGGAUAUGUGCUGACGUGAUUGGAGAAAGGAAGUAAGCAUGUAUGGCAAAGAACGGUAAAAACUCACAGAGGCUGAAACUCCAACCAGAUUUAGUACCAGAAACGUAAUGUCACCGGGAUCUAAUAAACAAAACAAUUGAUGGAGACCGGGAGUUGUAGUCAAUGUUGUUGGAACUAAAAAUAUGGCCAAUGUGGAGGUUUCCUAGGGGUUUCCUGGAGGUUUCCUGGGACUUUCCAUGAAGUUUUCUGGAGGUUUCCUGGAGGUUUCCCGGAAGUUUCCUUGAAGUUUCCUGGAGAUUUUGCUGUGUACGGAAAAUGUGUGUGUUGAUUGAUCAGACCUUCAAAGUUAAAACAUCAUCAGUUCACGACUUUCAAAUGGAAGCACAUAAUGAUAUCAAUAAAGGAAUAACAGCCUGGAUAAUUAUGUUCUCAGUUAGAAACACAUUGUCAGCUAGCGAAACAGCUCACGAAACAGUCAACGACACAGGUAUUGUUACUUCUAGGAUAGCAUUAACUUCUUGGUGUUUUUACUUUCCGUAACAGAUGGACACAGGAAAACACGAUAUCACAUAAAGAAAAAUAAGGGAUGAGGAAAAGAGGAAACUCAACAUUGUAAAGUAGCAUGUCUGAUCUUACUGGUGUGGAGAACUGACUGGGUGUUAUUAAUGAUGCUAUUAGUCAGUGGUGAUGUACAGGAAAACCUCAGUGUUUACUGAUGCCAUUAGUCUGUGGUGAUGUACAGGAAAACCUCACAAUUUACUGAUGCCAUUAGUCAGCGGUGAUGUACAGGAAAACCUCAGUAUUUACUGAUGCCAUUAGUCAGUGGUGAUGUACAGGAAAACCUCAGUAUUUACUGAUGCCAUUAGUCAGUGGUGAUGUACAGGAAAACCUCAGUAUUUACUGAUGCCAUUAGUCAGUGGUGAUGUACAGGAAAACCUCAGUAUUUACUGAUGCCAUUAGUCAGCGGUGAUGUACUGGAAAACCUCAGUAUUUACUGAUGCCAUUAGUCAGCGGUGAUGUACAAGAAAACCUCAGUAUUUACUGAUGCCAUUAGUCAGGGUGAUGUACAGGAAAACCUCAGUAUUUACUGAUGCCAUUAGUCGGUGGUGAUGUACAGGAAAACCUCAGUGUUUACUGAUGCCAUUAGUCUGUGGUGAUGUACAGGAAACCCUCACAAUUUACUGAUGCCAUUAGUCAGCAGUGAUGUACAGGAAAACCUCAGUGUUUACUGAUGCCAUUAGUCAGCGGUGAUGUACAGGUAAACCUCAGGAUUUACUGAUGCCAUUAGUCAGCGGUGAUGUACAGGUAAACCUCAGGAUUUACUGAUGCCAUUAGUCAGCGGUGAUGUACCGGAAAACCUCAGUAUUUACUGAUGCCAUUAGUCAGCAGUGAUGUACAGGAAAACCUCAGUGUUUACUGAUGCCAUUAGUCUGUGGUGAUGUACAGGAAACCCUCACAAUUUACUGAUGCCAUUAGUCAGCAGUGAUGUACAGGAAAACCUCAGUGUUUACUGAUGCCAUUAGUCAGCAGUGAUGUACAGGAAAACCUCAGUGUUUACUGAUGCCAUUAGUCAGCAGUGAUGUACAG